CUAUAAAAAAAAUAGUCAUUUUAAGUUCUAAAUUCCAACAGAUAUCGUACACACCUCUCGUUUAAUAGGAACCGGAACCGGAACUGGAACCUUCCGAAAAUUCCCCAAGUUUGCAGUUAGGGCUUUUGUAUUGUAAUUGAAGACCACCGGAACCGGACUUUCCAACGUUGUUACUUUGCAUCAGCCAGUUGAGGCCUGCGAUCGCCGUAGGAUUGAACGAUUAUCGGGCAGAUACUAAAGGUUGGAAACUUGAGGUUACUUUCUGAACCAUUUCGACUAGCAUGGAAGAUCAGCACUCCAACGAAGGCGCCAGUUCCGGCAAUGUUGUUGGGGCCACUUCUGAUUCAAAUCUUGAGAUCAAUAUUAAGACUUUAGACUCACAGAUGUACAGUUUUCAAGUUGAUAAAAAUAUGCGAGUUUCACUGUUCAAGGAAAAAAUAGCUGAUCAAACAGGUGUACCAGUCGGUCAGCAGCGGCUGAUUUUCAGGGGAAGGGUGUUAAAAGAUGACCAUCCUCUUUCUGAGUAUCAUUUGGAAAAUGGGCACACAUUGCACUUAGUUAUUAGGCAGCCAUCCCAGCCACAACCUUCAUCGGGUACAAGUUCUGGCGAGGCACAUGUGAAUAGUGGAAAUGAUGCUAGUGGUGUUCCUCAUGGUCGCAUUGGCCAGAUAUCUCACAGUGUAGUUCUUGGGACAUUUAAUGUUGGAGAUCAAGGUGAAGGCGCUGUUCCUGAUCUUAGUCGGCUUAUUGGCGCGGUUCUGAAUUCUAUUGGAAUUGGCACCCAGGCUACAACUAAUGGCACAGGCAACCCACAGUUCACUACUUCGUCAAACACUCCUGGUCCGCCUCGUAAUGGAAAUGAAACAGAAGGGUCUCAUAAUGUCAACGGAGGAAGACAUCAAGCACAGUCUGGACAGGCAUUUCCUACUCAACCAUUCCGAACUUUUCCUCAAGCUGUGCAAACUCCUCUUGCAGCUGCAGCAUUUCCUAUGCCUUCAUUAAAUAUGCCAAUUCCACACUCUUUGGAUACACUCUCCGAGUUCAUGAAGAGAAUGGAGCAGGGAUUAUCGCAAAAUGGUUAUCAGCCAAAUACAUCUGCAACCAAUACAGGAGACCCAUCUAGGGUGAACUUACCUUCCACUGCACAGGGGAUGCCCACACCUGAGGCAUUGGGGAUUGUUCUUCGUCAUGUAGAGCGACUACUCAGCAAUCAUGCUGUUUCUGUGCUAUCUCACAUUGCAGGACGCUUGGAACAAGAUGGAGCGUCUCCUGAUCCAUCUGUGAGAGGUCAAAUUCAGACAGAAUCUAUACAAUUAGGACUUGCAAUGCAACAUUUAGGUUCUCUUCUUCUUGAGCUUGGCCGAACGAUUUGGACCCUUCGUAUGGGGCAGUCUCCAGGAGAAGCUGUUGUGAAUGCUGGGCCAGCAGUUUAUAUAUCCCCAUCAGGGCCUAAUCCUAUAAUGGUCCAGCCUUUCCCUCUUCAAACAAGCUCACUCUUUGGUGGUUCUGUACCUCAAUCAAACCCUGUGAGUUUUGGUCCUGUUGGGAUUGGAAGUGCUCCAAGGAAUGUAAACAUCCAUAUACAUGCUGUUGGUGCUAGGGGUAGUAAUGGGGAGGGUAUCCCAUCUGGUUCUAGGGAUUCAGGUGGCAGGGUGCUGCCAGUGAGAAAUGCAGUUGGUGCCACUAUUCCAUCCUCCCAAAUUGGUGUUUCAGUCUCCAAUGCGUCACAACCCAGUUCUGGUGUUUCGGUUUCACAGCAGCCUUCUGGCUCCUCGGUUUCCUCCAUUGUUGCUGAACUUAACUCACAUUUUAUAAAUUUUGUUGGCGAUACACAAGCUGAAGACACAGUUCAAUCAGGUCAGGAUGUGUCCACUGUUCAGAAUCCAUCUGUUGAACCACGUAAUUAUGCAGGAAGCGAACCUCCAAGUACUGGCUAUGUCGAUGUAGCUGGUGUGUCACUACCUGGUUGCACAUCUGAAAGUGACGGUCAGAAGGAUUCAGGAAGUGUUAGUACCUUGAAAAACGAUUCAAUAUUCCCGGUUGGAGGUUCUCUAAGCUCUUCAAGUGACCAAAACACCAUGGUGAGAGAAGAUGAGAGGGGAAAUGCUCCACAAUCCAGUGAGAAGCAAGCUGAGGAUGCGAAAUCUGUUCCACUUGGUUUAGGACUCGGAGUUUUGGAGCGUAAGAGACAAGCCAGGCAGCCAAAACUGCUGACCAAGAAUGGAGAUGGUGGAAUAACUAGUUCUCCCAUCAAUCAGAAUCAGCAAGUAAUAGGUGGCCAGCAAGUUUCACAGUCCCUUGCAUCUCGUAGUUCUGAUGUAAGUAGGAUGAAUUCAAGUGAUGUGCCAGCAAGACAAACAGUGCCUGCUGUUGGGCAGGUCAGAGAUGGUAGAACAUUGGGAGGGCAAGGUCUUGUUGGCCAAGUUGAUAUGGGAAGCAUGAUGUCUCAGGUUCUGCAGAGUCCAGCCCUGAAUGGUCUGUUGGCAGGUGUUUCAGACCAAACAGGAGCGGGUUCUCCCGAUAUAUUGAGGAAUAUGUUACAGAACUUUACACAGAAUCCACAGAUGAGGAAUGCUGUCAAUCAGAUUGCUGAACAGGUUGACAGCCAAGAUUUGGGAACCUUGUUUGGAGGAGGCCAAGGUGGUGGGAUUGAUAUGUCCAGGAUGUUCCAACAAAUGAUGCCCAUUGUAACUCGCGCUCUUGGGGCUGGAUUAAAUCCCGUCCGGCCAUCCUCUGCUUUGGUUCCUGAAUCUCGUCCACCCCACAAUGAGCGAGGUCUCAGUAGAGAUGAUAAUGUCCCUAAUUCUGAGAUUAAUCUCCAAGAAGUGGUUCAGAGGAUUGAAAACCUGAAUGCACCGGGAGAUGUUUUUCAUGCUCUAGUUGAAAAUUCAGUUCAGCUGUCUGGCGGAGGAAGUGGUCCUCAAGAACUUGUGGAUGAGUUGUGCAGGGACGAUCAUCUCUCCAGUGAAUAUGUUCAAAUAUUACGCAGGGACAUACGGCGACGGCUUGAGGGUGAUUCAGGGAAGGACAAGUGCUAAUACUGCCUUGCAGGCGGGCGGGUGGGUGUUGCUAUGGAUAGUAUAUGGCUUCCAACGGGGAGGAUCGUGGGUUUACUUGUGUUUUAGAGUUGUCAUUUGAAAUUUGUUUUACAGAUUGAUCAGAAUGUCGAUGUCCAAAUUGGGAUUGGGGGUUUGGUUUGAUCUGCCUGGGAUGUACCAUUUGGUUCGUUGUUGGAACCAACCAGUUUCAUAAAUUAUUAAUUGAUUUCUAUUGUAAACACAAAAAUCAGUUGUGAAUCUGAGUUAAUAGAUUAGCUGACGGCUUUUUUAGUUAAUGUCAGUAUUUGGUA
Messenger RNA from Pyrus x bretschneideri (Chinese white pear), 3349 nucleotides. Its product is annotated as ubiquitin-like domain-containing protein CIP73. Lineage: Eukaryota; Viridiplantae; Streptophyta; Magnoliopsida; Rosales; Rosaceae. Gene Ontology annotation, cellular component: BAT3 complex. Bases 282 to 3038 code for a protein of 918 amino acids. The transcript has 18 exons. Gene Ontology annotation, molecular function: misfolded protein binding; polyubiquitin modification-dependent protein binding. The record is from RefSeq and is a predicted model, not a curated record.